This is a messenger RNA of Dermatophagoides farinae (American house dust mite), 752 nucleotides long. Its product is annotated as Golgi-associated plant pathogenesis-related protein 1. The record is from RefSeq and is a predicted model, not a curated record. NCBI's taxonomy places the organism in Eukaryota, Metazoa, Arthropoda, Arachnida, Sarcoptiformes, Pyroglyphidae.
AUGCCGAAACAGAAUCGAUCAUCAGCUUCUUCUUCUUCUUCUGCCAACCGCAACAACAACAACAACAACAACAACAAUGCUUCAACAAGCGCCAGUACUACCACCACCACCACCACCACCAAUACUACUUUCCGUAGACGUUGUAGAAGAAUAUAUUCUUUCAUUCGAAAAUAUCGAAUAUGGCUCAUUUGUUUAUGUUUCAUUUUGGUUAUAAUAUUGAUGAUUAUAUUUCUAUGGAUUUUUCUACAUUCAGAUCGAUCAUUGGAUGAUUUAUUCACAAAAGAAUGUGUUUAUAGCCAUAAUGAAUAUCGGAAAAAACAUAGAGACACAAAGCCAGUGAUUUCAUCAAAAGAGUUGUCCAAAGUGGCUGCUACACGUGCAGAAAAAUUGGUACAAAUAGAUCGGCUAGAACAUUUACCACAGAAUAAUAAUGAUCAUUAUUAUGGUGAAAAUCUUUACAUGAUUUAUGGUGGUUAUAGUGAUUGUCAUACGGUCACUAAAUCUUGGUAUCAAGAAUUUGAUGAUGAAAAUUAUGAUUUUCAAAAUCCAAAAUAUGAUGGAAAAACUGGUCAUGCAACACAAGUGAUUUGGUAUGAUACCACCAGAAUUGGUUGUGCACAACGUAGUUUUCAAAGUGGUGGCCAUUAUCCAAAACAAUAUACAGUUUGUAUGUAUGAUCCAGCCGGUAAUAUGAUUGGCAGGUUCAAGGAAAAUGUUUUUCCACCACUUUAUCGAUAAUUUUUUGCUUUCAA